Messenger RNA from Phragmites australis (common reed), 1456 nucleotides. RefSeq names its product oryzain gamma chain. Lineage: Eukaryota; Viridiplantae; Streptophyta; Magnoliopsida; Poales; Poaceae. The record is from RefSeq and is a predicted model, not a curated record. Bases 85 to 1164 code for a protein of 359 amino acids. The transcript is spliced from 8 exons. Gene Ontology annotation, molecular function: cysteine-type endopeptidase activity. Gene Ontology annotation, cellular component: lysosome. Gene Ontology annotation, biological process: immune response.
AAAGCUCUAUAUAAGAUCCAGGCACCCGGCGAGCUCGCGCCCGCUGCCAAUCGGGAGUAAAAUAUCGCCCAUUCCGCCGUCGAGAUGGCCCACCGCAGCCUCUUCCUCCUCCUCGCCGUCCUCACCCUCGCCGCCACCGCCGCGGCCUCCUCCUUCUCUGACUCCAAGCUGAUCCGCCCCGUCACCGACCGCGCGGCCUCCGCGCUCGAGUCCACCGUCCUCGCCGCUCUCGGCCGCACCCGCGACGCCCUCCGCUUCGCCCGCUUCGCUGUCCGGUACGGCAAGAGCUACGAGAGCGCGGAGGAGGUGCAGCGGCGGUUCCGGAUCUUCUCCGAGAGCCUCGAGCUCAUCCGCUCCACCAACCGCAGGGGCCUCCCCUACCGCCUCGGCAUCAACCGCUUCGCGGACAUGAGCUGGGAGGAAUUCCACUCGACCCGGCUCGGCGCAGCGCAGAAUUGCUCGGCGACGCUCGCCGGCAACCACCGGAUGCUGGACGCUGUCGCGCUCCCGGAGACUAAAGACUGGAGGGAGGAUGGGAUCGUGAGCCCUGUGAAAAACCAGGGCCACUGCGGGUCCUGCUGGACCUUCAGCACUACUGGUGCACUUGAGGCAGCAUAUACCCAGGCAACUGGAAAGCCCAUCUCUCUUUCUGAGCAACAGCUUGUUGAUUGCGCUGCUGCAUACAACAAUUUCGGAUGCAACGGAGGCCUUCCGUCCCAGGCCUUUGAGUACAUCAAAUACAAUGGCGGCCUUGACACUGAGGAAGCUUACCCUUACCAGGGUGUCAAUGGCAUUUGUCAUUACAAGCCUGAAAAUGUUGGAGUCAAGGUUGUAGACUCAGUUAACAUCACUCUGGGUGCUGAGGAUGAACUGAAGAAUGCCGUCGGACUGGUUCGCCCAGUCAGUGUUGCCUUUCAGGUGAUCAGCGGUUUCAGGCUGUACAAGAGCGGAGUUUACACCAGUGACCACUGUGGAACGACACCCAUGGAUGUGAACCACGCCGUUCUGGCUGUUGGCUAUGGCGUCGAAAAUGGGGUUCCCUAUUGGCUCAUCAAGAACUCAUGGGGCGCGGACUGGGGUGAUAAUGGUUACUUCAAGAUGGAACUUGGCAAGAACAUGUGCGGUGUUGCUACUUGUGCAUCCUACCCUGUUGUCGCAGCAUGAGACGCACAUGGAUUUUUCCAUGUCCUCUGGCUUUGCUUGGCAUCAAUAAAACAUGUCUAGCCUGAGCUUGGAGAUGGGUCAUACUGAGACUUUGUUGUGAAUAGAAAAUCAUAAAGGAAAUGAAUAAGCCCCUGCUUGUACUCUCUCCCGCAUGGUUGUGUAAUUAGAUUGGCGAAUUGGUGUUUCACCGUAGUUCUACGGGUCUAAGACACUGUUAUUUAUGAGACAGCAUAGCCAUUCAUGGUGCAGCCCGGAACAUUCUAUCAGAAAAUAAUGUAUUAUAUGCAGAUUA